This is a messenger RNA of Sus scrofa (pig), 2015 nucleotides long. Its product is annotated as olfactory receptor 2B11-like. Gene Ontology annotation, molecular function: G protein-coupled receptor activity; olfactory receptor activity. Gene Ontology annotation, cellular component: membrane. Lineage: Eukaryota; Metazoa; Chordata; Mammalia; Artiodactyla; Suidae. Gene Ontology annotation, biological process: G protein-coupled receptor signaling pathway. The record is from RefSeq and is a predicted model, not a curated record.
AUGGUGGGGGAUAAUGUGAACAAAAGAAUACCAGCAAAAAGAAUCUCCAGGCUCGGAAGAGGCGACUCUGCCGGGGUUAAACCAUGGCUAAAUAAGCCAAGAAAGCCAGGUCCCCGAAUUCUGGCUCUUGGAGAGAAAAACAAACACUCGGCUGAAAAAGUCAAGCCCUCUCCUCAUAUCUACCCCGAGAUUAAAGAGCCGCCGGCUUGGCCGGAACCCCAAUCUGUUCCCCCACCCCCUUAUCCGGCACAGGGUGCUGCGAGGGGACCCUCUGCCCCUCCUGGAGCUCCGGCGGUGGAGGGACCUGCUGCAGGGACUCGGAGCCGGAAGGGCGCCACCCCGGAGCGGACAGAUGAGAUCGCGACAUUACCGCUGCACACGCUCUUGGAAGCCUUCAGGCGGUACACCCCUUUUGAUCCCACCUCAGAGGCCCAAAAAGCCUCAGUGGCUUUGGCCUUUAUAGGACAGUCAGCCUUAGAUAUUAAAAAGAAGCUUCAGAGACUGAAAGGGUUACAGGAGGCUGAGUUACGUGAUCUAGCUAUCGCAGCUGUGGCCAUGCUGGUCAAGGACGCUGACAAAUUGACUUUGGGACAGAAUAUAACGGUAAUAGCCCCCCAUGCAUUGGAGAACAUCGUUCGGCAGCCCCCAGACCGAUGGAUGACCAACGCCCACAUGACCCACUAUCAAAGCCUGCUUCUCACAGAGAGGGUCACGCUCAAGGCAUUUGAGUGGGUAAGACAACGAGCGUGGAGACAACUCCGGGAGGCCUACUCAGAAGAAGGAAACUUGCAAAUCCCACAUCGUUUCCAAGUGGGAGAUUCAGUCUACGUUAGACUAAAAGAGUUUAUUCUACUAGGCUUUGCGGAUCGUCCCUUGCUGGAGCUUCCUCUAUUCAUUAUUCUGCUUCUAACAUACCCCAUGGCCAUGGUGGGAAACAUAGCCAUAUUAGACUCCCGUCUGCACAGCCCCAUGUAUUUCUUCCUCACCAACCUCUCCUUUCUGAACAUGUGCUACACCACAAGCAUUGUCCCUCAGAUGAUGUUUCACCUGGGAGGAUCUGAGAAGACAAUCAGCUAUCUGGGCUGUGCCAUUCAGCUUUAUUUCUUCCACAUAAUGGGAGGCACAGAAUGUCUGCUUUUGGCUAUUAUGUCUUUCGAUCACUACGUGGCCAUCUGCAAGCCUCUGCACUACACCCUCAUCAUGAAUCGGUGCACCUGUAUCCUACUGGUGGCUACUGUGUGGCUGGGUGGAAUGACCUACGCUGUCUCAGAGGCCACUGUCACAUUACGCUUACAACUGUGUGGUCACAACACACUGGAUCACUUGGUAUGUGAGGUUCCUGUUCUGAUAAAGGCAGCCUGUGUUGAGAAGGGCUCCAAUGAGCUCACACUCUCUGUGGUUUGCAUUUUCAUGUUAGCUGUGCCACUAUGCUUCAUUCUUGCUUCCUAUGCUUCUUUUGGACAUGCUGUAUUUAAGAUUAAAUCUUCGGAGGGAAGAAAAAAAGCCUUUGGCACAUGUUCCUCCUAUCUCAUUGUAGUUUUCUUCUCUUAUGGUCCAGGCAUUAGCAUGUACCUUCAGCCCCCUUCCUCCAUCUCUAGGGACCAGCCCAAGUUCAUGGCUCUCUUCUAUGGAGUGGUGACUCCUACACUCAACCCUUUCAUCUACACUCUGAGGAACAAGGAUGUAAAGGGUGCCUGGGGCAACCUGGUGAGGAGCGUUUUCACUUCCAAGUGAUAGUUCGCAGACAUCAAAUGACAUUCUUUAACAAGUGAGUAGGUAUAUAGGAGUUUCUCUGACAAAUCAUUCUUGUCUCAUACUUCCCCAGAUCAUGGCACAGGGUCUUCUUGUCCUGUGUCCUGUUUCUCAUGUUCUUUCUAAUGCUCUUAGACCAAGGGGACACUUGGCUAAUAAUGCACCCAUAAGGGCACUGUUUGUGGAAAUGUAUUAAAAAGAGUUCUAUUCUGGUGGCACACACUAAAAUUCUAAUGGUGUUAAGAAGUGAAUAAAGUAAUAAU